This is a messenger RNA of Ceratitis capitata (Mediterranean fruit fly), 1353 nucleotides long. RefSeq names its product DNA ligase 1. Bases 280 to 1338 code for a protein of 352 amino acids. The record is from RefSeq and is a predicted model, not a curated record. Lineage: Eukaryota; Metazoa; Arthropoda; Insecta; Diptera; Tephritidae. The transcript has 5 exons.
AAAAAUCAUUUUCCAUUGGUCUUGCCUUUAGUACACUAAUUUAGUUUUCCUAUGCAUUUGUUCUUGCAAUUGUUUUGCUUUAGAAAACGCUCGUUUUAUUUUUCAAACGGUCACCUUCGCACAGUCUUUUGGUUGAAGCUAUUGUAAAACUGUUUUAAUUUUCAUUCAUAAACGCACGUUGCUAAUUUCUGAAUGAAUAGUAGUCUAAAGAAACCAUUGCUAUUGUUUGAAUUGAAAAGAGGUUUCGAUUUUAAGGAGAAUUCUAAAAGAUAAACAAACAUGGAAUCUAAUAAUGAAUCAAAGGUACUUAAUGUAAAUCUUAAAACGCCCGAUGAAACUGAAGCUGAAGAAAUCGACACGAAAGCCAAAAUCGAACAGUGUUUCGACGAUAACAAAAAUGUAAAUGCUGUUGAAUUUAUUCCAGGAGAAAAAAAUGGGACCGAAAUAAUUCUUAAAAAAGUCGAAGUACAGAGCGAAGAUAAAAAAGACGAUAGUUACAGUGAUUUUGUCGACACGGCAAAGAUGGCAAAGGAUCCUAAAAGAGUUGCCGAAGAGAGCAGUGAGAAAGGUAAUAAAUCGAUGGAAGUAAUCGUAACCCUCCCGACACCAACUAGUACCGGUGUGGUCAUAAAUGAGCAAAUGAUGGAAAAACCUCAGCCAGAACAGUUUAAAAAAAGUGGGAACGUCAAAGAAAACGAAUUAGUGAAAUCGGAAAUAACAGAGGGAGAAGAAGGAGUAUUCAUAAAGGUUGAUGAUGAAUCUAUCGUCGCAGCGGCUGUUGACUAUAAGGACACCGAAGCAGUAGUCAAUGAACACACAACCCUGGGUUCUUCAGCUGUGCAACCAAAAGAGUCGCAAGAUCAAGUUAAUACGGAGCAGCUAAAACAACAAGAGGUGCGACAAGCCCAGAAGGAUGAUUGUGGGAAUAAUAUUAGAAACUCGGAUAUUGACUCAAAUAUAGAGCAAGAAAAUAUUGCCUUAUUGAAGCGGCAACAAAAAGAGCUACUCGAAAAGCAAAAAGAUUUGACCCAGAAAAUACACCAACAGCAACUGAUUGCUCAGCAUUUAGCUGAAGAAAAUCGUAUACACCAACAAAAACUACAAGAACAGAAACAACAACAAAAUCUCUCAGAAUCGCAAACAAAGCUACAACAGGCAGCACGCAAUAAUCCAAGCCCAUUCAGUUAUAAGCAAACACUCUCGCCAUAUCAACCCCAAAAAAAAAUUUCCCAAUACUUGACGGUUGAGGAAACAAAAGAUGAAUAUGGUUACACACAAAAAACAGAAGCUUACGAAUCCAAGGUACGUUAUUUUUGCAUUUGCGCUUUCUAUAUCUAAUUAUUUUAAUCAUGU